This is a messenger RNA of Pecten maximus, 7344 nucleotides long. RefSeq names its product histone-lysine N-methyltransferase SETD2-like. The transcript is spliced from 22 exons. Gene Ontology annotation, molecular function: protein binding; histone H3K36 methyltransferase activity. Bases 559 to 5907 code for a protein of 1782 amino acids. Gene Ontology annotation, biological process: regulation of DNA-templated transcription. The record is from RefSeq and is a predicted model, not a curated record. Gene Ontology annotation, cellular component: nucleus; chromosome. NCBI's taxonomy places the organism in Eukaryota, Metazoa, Mollusca, Bivalvia, Pectinida, Pectinidae.
UCGAACCCUGACAGGAAUAGGGACCGUGAUCGAACCCCAGAAAGGAUAAGGGACCGCGACCGUACACCAAAUAGAAGCCGGCGUGACAGAACGCCUGAGCGAAGCAGAGACGCAGAUCGCAGCUCAGAGCGCCGGAGAGCACGCAGUAGAGAUCGGAGUCGGGACAGAGAAAGAGAUAGAAAUAGGCGCUACAGAGAACGAGACGAUCAUCAUCACAGAAGAAGGAGCAAGCAUAGCCGGGACCGGAGCCGUGAUCGUACACGUGACAGGAGUCGAGAUCGCACACGUGAUCGGAGUCGAGAUCGCACCCGUGAUCAAAGUAGAGAUCGUACCCGGGAUCGAAGUAGAGAACUUAGUCGUGACCGGGACAAGCGAACCCAUCGAGACUAUGAGGAGGAUAGAUCCAGCAAACGAGAUCGGGAAAAAGAGAAAGAUCAUGAUGAUAAAUCCUCGAAGGGAAAGAAAGACAAGGUGGAUAACUCGUGGUUAGAGGCCAAAUUGACAGGAAAAGACAGUACUAUACCUACAUCAAAUCAAUCAUCAGAUUAUGUACAAAGUAUGUACAAUGUUUUCUUCCAGAAGACAUCAUCAAGCACUUCCACAGGAACUACCAUCUCGCAAACAAAUGCAGCUGAAUAUUAUCAAAAUUACCCUGAUUACCAGCAGCAUGGAACAGUAGGUGGGGCAGCAGCGGAGGGGAUGUACCCAACAACUGGAAACCAAACGCCCAAAAUGCACCAGUUGCCAUCACAACCUGCUGAGAUGUCUGUGUUUGGGGGACAGUACCAGCAAACCAUACCAAACCAACAUGGCUUCCAACAGUUCCCUGGGCAGGUUCCACUCUCAGGAGCCACUCCCCAGGGACUCAUUGGGAAGGGGAUUCCACCCCAGGGAAUUCCUGGUCAAGGACCUCGACCCCAGGGAAUUCCUAGUCGGGGACCCCAGCCACAGGGGAUUCCUGCCCAGGGACCCCAACCCCAGGGGAUCCCUGUUCAAGGACCUGCAACACUACAUACAGGCCCACCUACAGGCCUUCAGAGUCAGGGUAUUCCAGCUAAUGGACUACAAAGCCAGACAACGCAGGCCUUACAGCCACAGCCAGUUGACGUGGGUCGAAACAUCGCCCCUCAUAUACCAGGACAGCUACCUCCAUCAAUCUUACUGCCACAAAAUCCGGGUCCAUCUGCCCUGCCCCUACAGCCUGGUAUGGGAAAUCCCUCAUACAUUGAUCCACAGCAGCACAUGUACAGUUCUCAGACAGCUACAUAUCCACCUAAGGGUCUGCCCUCUACAAUUCCACCAUCACCAGGCUCACAAGGAGCGCCACCUAUACAGAGACUGUACCCAGAGGAAGUGGCUCCCCCUACACCUGUACCCAACAUUCCAGAUGCAAGGUACACCACACCUGUUUCUACCUCAGGGUUUAUUCAGGCCUCACCAAACACAACACAACAUAUCCAUGGACAAGAGAGCACUACAGCACCAUUACAAAGAAUGUUUGGAAAGAAGAUCCAGGUAUCAUCUUCCUUCAAUUUAGACUCAAAACCUGUCGUGUCCUCAACAGCAAAAAUGCUACCAGCACCAUUUCCCAAGGCUCCCCAAAGCCAGUCCCUCUUGAAAGAUACUCAGGAACCGACAGCAUCUUCCACCACUUCACCAAUGCCUCGUAAAAAGCUUGGCAAGUCAUCACCGAGAUCUCACCUGUUUUCUAAAAUGUCAAUGCAAGAGGACAUCAAGCAGGUCCCAACUUCUUCGGAAGAAAAAGUUUCCGAGGUAACUACGUCACCGGAAGAAAGUACACCGCCCCAGCAGUCAUCAUCCCCGGCACUACCAACGUCAAGUGUGACCGAUUUCCCCUCGUCCAUCAACGUACCACAUGGAGUACCAAUUAAGCUUGGCAUCAAGCAGGAGCUUCAAGCUCGCAAGGAGAUGGAACAGGCGAUGACUUCUCCUCCAGCAUCAAGCCGACCUUUCAAGGUCAAAUCCAGGUGGCUCAGGUUUAGCGAGCUUGAGACCCCAUUACCACCACCAUCUUCACCAGGAGAUUCUAAUCUCCCGACAUCAACCUCUUCAGAGGGUACAAAUCAGAAAUCAGAACAAGCUUGUGACAGUGAGCAGAGAGAAGAAAGGGAGACAAUUCAACCUAAACGUGACGUUCAAGUGAAGAGAGAACCCUAUGAUGCUUGGGAUCCUGCCUCAGAUCUUGUCAUCUCACCAACAGUUAAUCAAAAGACUGACAAAUCCAGUAAGAAGGAAAGCAAGAAGAAAGAGAAGGAGAAAGAUAAGCCGGCUCCGGCUCCGGCUCCGGCUCCGGCUCCAGCUCCAGCUCCAGUUCCAGUCCAAGCUCCAGCUCCUGUCCCGGCCGAGAUCAAAAUUAAGGAGAAGAAAGAGGAGGAAGCAGAGGAGGAAGCAGAGGAGGAAGAUGAGAACAAGCCACCAUACUUUGACCGUAUUGAGGACAAUAUCUACCUGGGUGAAAGGAAGAAAUCAAAGAAAAUGAAGGAGGUGCGACGCAUGUUGUGUGACUGUACAGCCUCUGUGGAGGACCGCGAGAUGGGACUGAUUGCUUGUGGAGAAGACUGUCUCAACCGCAUGCUGUACAUAGAGUGUGGGUCUCGUUGCCAGUGUGGGGAAUACUGCACCAACAAAAGAAUUCAGAAGAAACAAUACUCUGAUGUGGAACCCUUCAGGACAUCUUGGAAGGGAUUUGGCCUGAAGACUAAUGAGGAACUUAUACCUGGCCAGUUUGUGAUGGAGUAUGUGGGAGAGGUACUAGACUACCGUCAGUUUAAGAGUCGAACCAAACAAUACGCCAAGACAGCACAGCAACAUUACUACUUCAUGGCCCUUAAUGCGGACGAGGUCAUUGACGCUACGUCACGGGGAAACAUCUCGCGUUUCAUCAAUCACAGCUGUGACCCCAACUGUGAAACACAGAAGUGGACAGUGAACGGGGCCCUAAGGGUAGGAUUUUAUGCCCGUAAACAUGUUGAGGCUAACGAAGAAUUAACCUUCGACUAUCAGUUCGAGCUUUAUGGGAAGGAAGCACAGAAGUGUUUUUGUGGGACAGAAAAAUGUCGUGGAUUCAUUGGUUCUACUAAGAAUACUCCGGUCACAAAAGGACGCAAGCGAGAGGAGGAAGUGGAAGAGGAGGAGAAAAAGACUAAACAGGAACUCUUCGAGGAUGAGCUGGAGCAGGAGCUAGAGGAGAUGACAUCACAAGGUUUGAUGAGUACGGAGAAUGUCCUAACACUAUGUCGUCUGAUGGUCCGCGCUGAGGACGCCGAGCACCGCCUUACACUGCUCAACGUCCUGCAGGUGACAACUGAGAGGAAUUGUCUACGCCUGUUCCUGGACUACCACGGUCUAGAACUUCUGUGGACCUGGAUUGUAGACCUUCGGGACGACGCUCCAGAUGUCAAGAUGCAGAUACUUUCUACCUUGAAAAUCUUGCCAAUCACCAACAAAACAAUUCUAAAAGACAGUAAAAUUCUAGCCAUAAUUCAGAAACUGGCAGAGAAAGAUAAUUCUGAGGAAAGUUCCAGUCAUGUGAUAUCAUCUACUCCUCCUAUUGGUCAAGUGACUCCUUCAACUCCGCCCAUUUCCUCAAAGGAAAAACCUACCUCAAUUUUAUCCAUUACCACAGCCAAGGAGAGUAAAUCAGGCAAAAAGAAAGUGAAAUUCGCAUUAGAAGAUGCCUCUAGCUCGGAUAAUGAAUCGAGAACUAGUAACUCUGAUAGUUUUAGUGAUCUAGUGGGCAAUGAUUUAUACACAGACUUCGACAGUCCACCUAGCACGGAAAGUUCAAAGAAGCGUGUACUGCGUUCCAGCAAGAAGGAUGGUGUGUCUGUCUUGUGUAGACAAGUUAUAGACAAACAGGAUCCUCUCGCACAAGCAACAGAUAGUGAAGUGUCGGAAAGUUGUGCUGCCUCUAACAGCCAGGAGGAGAAGAUUACUCAGGAACCGAAAAUUGACUCAACAGAAAAUGACGACAAACUGUCGUCAGAAAAAAAUAGUGCAAUAAAGUGUAUGGAUAGUGAGACAACUGUGACAGCUGCGGACUCUAGUGACGGUAAAUCUGAAACUCCCACUGACAAAGUGGCGGCAGAUAGUUCUUCCUCUAGUUCAUCCUCGUCUGAAAUGGAGUUAAACUUGAGCAAAGAUGAGGAAGAAAAAGACAAUGUGACAGAAUGUGACUCUUCUGAGCCCAAAGACGAUGUAGUGUCCUUGGCUGAGGAUCUGUUACAACACUGGAGUGACCUCAAGGAAAUCUUCAGGAUACCAAAGAAAGAGCAGGUCGAGGAAAGGAAAAGGAUUGAACGACAGUUACUGGAUGUACGACCCACCAAACAACGCCAGCGAGAGAAGUUUGAACGUUUACAGGACCAGACAAGAAUACGAGCUGCUGGCUGGGAUUCAGGGAUCAGGAAGAGAAAACGCCCUCCCCCACCACCUCCUCCCACAGAGGAAGAUGAAGACCCUUCUAAGCCCAGAAAAACACUGUUACCUUCACCACCUAAGAUGACGAAGGAACAGCGACGGCAGCGGUUUGAGGCAGACGUAAAAGCUCACGAUGAGAUGGUAGCUGAACAUCAACGACAACAGGAAGAACUGUUCUUACAGCAGCAACAACAGCUUCUCAGCGAUCCUACCUACCUCUUCUUUCAGCAGACACUUGUUCAGCACGGCUAUGGGCUGGAGGUAGCCCAGCUUCAUAUCCAUGCCUUACUCCAGGAGGGCCAUACCCCCGAUGCUAUCGUGUCCCAGUUAGCUGCUCAAUUACAACAGGGUUUACAACAAGGCUUACAGCAACAGGGCUUACAACAAGGCUUACAGCAACAGGGCUUACAACAAGGUUUACAGCAACAGGGCUUACAACAACAGGAGGGAGGUAUAGAGCCAGGGUUUCAAGACCCUGCCCUGCAGCAACUUCUUAAUCCUGAUUACCAGGCUCAGCAACAAGCCCAACAGCAAGCUUUGCUACAGUCAGGAAUGACCUUCAUGGAGGAUGGACAGGCACAGCAACAACACCAGCAGCUCAUGUACCAACAGCAGCAGCAGGGACAGUUCCCGAGUCAGGCAGACUUGGUUGCCCAGCAACAGACCCAGGGCCUAACACCAGCCCAGGUUUUGUCCUCUGGGGCGCAGCAAACCUUGGCGUUUCAGCAGCAGCAGCAGCAGCAACCGCAGCCUAUGGAGCAGCAGGCAGCCCAGAUGUCUUCUGAUCCUCAGAGUAUUGCUUUUAUGCAACAGAUGGCUGAUCCAAGCACAAGAAUCCAACAUCUUCAACAACAGCUGCAGAUCCAAAGCCAGCUGGCUGUCCUGGCCCAGGGGGCAGCCCCUACAGAGGAGGAAGAUGUUCCUCCCCCUCCCUCUCCACCAAAGGCUAAACAAACGAAGCUACCGCCAAACUGGAAAAGUGCUAAGGAUUCAGAUGGGAAGACAUACUACUACCAUACCAUCACCAGACAAACUCAGUGGGACACACCAACCUGGGACUGUACACAGGAUGACAGUAUGGAUAUGUGUACUCCACCAAUGGAAGAGGUCAAGCCUGUUAAGAAGAACUCGAAGCAAACAACCACUGCUGCUGCAGAUACCUCUAGUGAAUUAGCCAAGAAGAUUAAGGACCAGUUCAGGAAUAAGAUGUCGUCGUAUGUCGUGGUAUGCCUGAACCCGUACAGAAAACCCGACUGUAAGAUGGGCCACAUCUCUUCCACUGAGGACUUCAAACACCUUGCCAGGAAGUUAACUCAUCAUGUGAUGGCCAAGGAGUUGAAGCACUGUCAUCAUGUUGAGGAUCUUGAGGUCAAUGAAAACGUGAAAGCAAAGGCCAAAGACUAUGUUAAAAAAUACAUGGGAAAGUUUGGUUCCAUGUACCGCAAGACAGGGUCACCCGACGAUUAAAGGAAACCUUUGGGUCAUUAUCGGCUAAGUUCCAAUCACUCAUUGAUUAAGGAAACUUCAGGGGCAAGUUUGGUUUCAUGUACCGCAAGACAGCUAGGGUCACCCGACGACUAAGGGAAAAUUCAAGGUCAAGUUUGGUUCCUUGUACCAAAAGACAGGUUACCCGACGACUAAGGGAAACUGCAAGGGCAAGUUUGGUUCCUUGUACCAAAAGACAGGUUACCCGACGACUAAGGGAAAAUUCAAGGUCAAGUUUGGUUCCUUGUACCAAAAGACAGGUUACCCGACGACUAAGGGAAAAUUCAAGGUCAAGUUUGGUUCCUUGUACCAAAAGACAGGUUACCCGACGACUAAGGGAAAAUUCAAGGUCAAGUUUGGUUCCUUGUACCAAAAGACAGGUUACCCGACGACUAAGGGAAAAUUCAGGGACAAGUUUGGUUCCUUGUAAACAAUGCAGUGGCUUUUCUGAGAUUAAAGCAGGAUUUGGUGUAAUGAUAAGUUAAAGUCAGCCAUCUACAACUAUGAAACCAGGAUUGUAUGAGUCCGGUUCAUUAGUGCGAUCUUCUCUCAAUUAGAUCAGGUAAACAUGAAACAAAGGAAGUGCUGUACCAGUGAUGAUAUCUGGAUUCGUCAAGACCUGCCCCCUAUACUGGUUUUACAUGGCCAGUGUUUUAGUUUGGAAAACAGGAAGAAUCACUGGAAGUUUAGACAACUAGAUAUAGAUUUUAUGACAAGAUUGUGAAUCAUACUGAUCAAAUCAGGACAUGUACUGCCCGGUACAGAGGAAGAAUGUUUUGUUCCAGAUAACGAGAAUUCUGACCACAAUUAAGAGUGACUUAAAUUGACUUGUUUGUAUCAGGUAGCUAACAGGUAACUUGGUGUACUAGUUUUCUCGUGUUUACAAGGCCAGUAGUCAUGAGUUCAUCCUCAUCAUCUGGUAUUGUGUAUUUCAGGUUUUAUGUAGGCAUCAACAAAGGUAGUUUGACCAUCAUUCUUUGAUAAAGGAUUUAAUGAAAUACUGAAUCAAAUUUGCACGAGAUCACCCUGAUAUUGUUUGUAACUUACUGAUUCGUUCAUUUCAAUCAACACGAUAAAAUAACAUUUCAUACAUUUGUCCACUUGUUUAGUCUGAAGGUCAUUUUGUAAGUGUAGCAGUUUUUCACUUUACUUUUAUGGGUGAUUUGAUAUUUUAUAAACACUUAUUUUCUACUGUUUUUUUUACCAUCUGAAUUAAGGUAUUAAUGAAAUCAGUCUUCAUUUUAAAACAUUUUGUUACGUUUUGUAGGCAUAUGACCAGAGGACAUCAAUUGUAUUACCGUAUUUGACCUAAUAAGGGCGCAGGGCGCGGGUAAUUGACAGUGGGGGCGCCCUUAUUAAGAUUAGUCAUUCUGAAGUUUUAUGAAACAGACUAUACCUUAUAGCAGAAUACCCAAGGUU